Molecule: messenger RNA, 794 nt
Organism: Carlito syrichta (Philippine tarsier)
Lineage: Eukaryota; Metazoa; Chordata; Mammalia; Primates; Tarsiidae
Gene: TNFSF8
Product: TNF superfamily member 8
Exons: 5
Coding region: 1-771 (256 amino acids)
Biological process (GO): immune response; CD8-positive, alpha-beta T cell differentiation
Cellular component (GO): membrane
Molecular function (GO): tumor necrosis factor receptor binding
Source: RefSeq, a predicted model, not a curated record
AUGGACUCCUUGGUUGGCCAAGCUAGAUUCUGGAACCACCAGAAAGCAGAAAGGGGCUUAGAACAAGGAGGAGUGGACCCACGGCUGCAGCGAUCACUCAACCGAGUGGCCCCUUCUGGAGUCACAGCCAUGCAUGUGCCGGCGGGCUCUGUGGCCAGCCACUGGGGGACCACGAGCCGCAGCUACUUCUGUUUCACCACAGCCACGCUGGCUCUCUGCCUGGUCUUCACGGUGGCAACCAUUAUGGUGUUGGUUGUUCAGAGGACGGACUCCAUUCCCAACCCACCUGACAACAUCCCCCUUAAAGGAGGAAAUUGCUCAGAGGAUCUCUUAUGUAUCCUGAAAAGGGCUCCAUUCAAGAAGUCAUGGGCCUAUCUCCAAGUAUCAAAGCAUCUAAACCAAACCAAGUUGUCUUGGAACAAAGAUGGCAUUGUCCAGGGAGUCACAUAUCAGGAUGGGAAUCUGGUGAUACAGUUCCCAGGCUGGUACUUCAUCAUUUGCCAACUACAGUUUCUUGUGCAAUGUCCAAAUCAUUCUGUAGACCUGAAGAUGGAACUUCUCAUCAACAAAGAGGUCAAAAAACAGGCUCUGGUGACAGUGUGUGAAUCUGGAAUGCCAACCAAGAGCAUCUACCAGAAUCUCUCUCAAUUCUUGCUGGAUUAUCUGAAGGUCAACACCACCAUAUCAGUCAACGUGGAGAAAUUUCAGUUUGUGGAUACAAACACCUUUCCUCUUGAGAAUGUGUUGUCCAUCUUCUUAUACAGUAGUUAAGACUGAACAAUUCUCUUGGCCUU